This is a messenger RNA of Biomphalaria glabrata, 1875 nucleotides long. RefSeq names its product adenosine deaminase AGSA-like. Lineage: Eukaryota; Metazoa; Mollusca; Gastropoda; Planorbidae. The coding region runs from base 182 to 1810 and encodes 542 amino acids. The record is from RefSeq and is a predicted model, not a curated record. Gene Ontology annotation, molecular function: adenosine deaminase activity. Gene Ontology annotation, biological process: inosine biosynthetic process; adenosine catabolic process. The transcript is spliced from 13 exons.
GCUGGUGUAUAUCUGUGGGCCAUUUCACUUUUUUGUCACCCCUGAGAAUUAGACCCUGUGCAAUGUCUAUAUGAACACACCCCAGUCCGGUACACUCCAGAUAUAGGAGAGGUGAAAGAGUCGAAGGGAAACCCGAGUUGACAGAGGACCCAGUUAGAAUAAAAGAGCUCCAAGAACAAAAAUGCUUCGACUUCAGGUCUGGCUACUCGCCUUGGUUGUGACGGUAACUGGACUUUCUGACUCUUACUACAAAGCUCGUCAGGCAUUUAUAGAUGAGGAACUGGCCAUGAGAGUUGGGGCUAAACAGAUUCUGAACAGAAAGGAACAAACCGUGAACAAAUUUCUGAUGAAUCUGAAGAAUCAAACAAUUCAACAAAGUAUCUGGACGACCACGCCUUACCCUCCCGCCAUAAGUUUCUUCAAGAGUAAACCUUGGAUAGACAACAGCACCAUUUACAAAAUCAUUAAGAUGAUGCCUAAAGGUGGUGUACUUCAUCUACACGACUCGGCCAUGACGUCAUUGGACUGGGUCAUCAAGACUCUGACACACUUGCCUAACUUGUAUACACGUGUAGAGCCUGGCAGAUACCCUACGAGAAAGUACAAGUUCUCAGACACGCCUCCUGGACUUGAUUGGCAGUCCAUGGAUGAACUGAGGUCAGCAGCGAACGAUCCAGACGAGUUUGACGAGCAGCUUAUCAUCGAUACAUCCAUCUGGGUGAAGGACCCAUUCCAAGCCUACCCUUCAGUUAACGAUGUCUGGGGCAAGUUUGAGACCUACUUCUCCUCGAUGAAAGGUCUUGUGGCACCCCCAGAAAAUUUGAGGAGCUACUUGGAGCGAGGGAUUCGAGAGUUUUACGACGAUGGUGUCCAGUACAUCGAGAUGAAAACGGGAACUAAGUCUGACGCUAAUGGGAAUGACGCUACCGAAGCUUAUUUGGAGCUAGUACUAGACAUUGUGAACCAAUUCAAAUCGGAGCAUCCAGAUUUUAUAGGCGUCAAAAUUAUUAUAGCUGGACGCAGGGGGGCGUCAUCCCAAGCUGAUAACAUCAAGAAAACGGUGGCGUUGAUGAAAAAGUACCCUGACCUGAUCAAAGGGUUCGACCUGCUCCAACAGGAGGACAACACCCACUGGACCGUCGAGUUUGCCAAUGAACUAUUAAGUGAAGAGGAUGGCCAGUCACGUGCUCCAUUCUUCUUUCACUCCGGAGAAACAGACUGGACUCAGUGGGUAGAUUUUAACUUGGUGGACUCAGUGCUAAUGAACGCUACUCGUAUUGGUCACGGCUACGCAGUGUAUCACCACCCGAAGGUCAUGCAGGCCGUGUUAAAGAAUCAAAUCGCCGUGGAGCUGAACCCAAUCUCAAACCAGGUCUUGGGUCUUAUCAAUGACCUCCGUAAUCACCCUGGUGCUUACCUGAUUGCUAACGGCGCCCCAGUGGUCAUCAGCUCUGAUGACCCACCAGUGUGGCUGUCUACUCCACUAUCCCACGACUUCUAUAUGACCUUCAUGGCUCUCGGUGCAGUCCACGAUGACCUUAGGCUCCUGAAACAGCUGGCUAUCAACUCAAUCACCUACAGCACCAUGACGUCUGAGGAGAAAGCAGAGGCCUACGACAUAUGGCAGUUUCGCUGGGACGAGUUUAUUGAUGCUGUGAUAACAAAAUAUAGUCUUAAAUUUGGACUUGAUAUGAAAAGACCCUCUCAAGUUUUGGGACCGUUAACUUUACAAGCAACAACAACAAAAAGUCUUACGUACACAUUCCUGUUCCCCUUUACCACAUUUAUCUAUGUAUUUUGUUCUCGCUAAACACAAAUGAAUAUCAAUUUGUUUUUAUUAACCGACAUUGUAUUUGUAACUCCUUUGAAUGUAAC